Messenger RNA from Prorocentrum cordatum, 449 nucleotides. Lineage: Eukaryota; Dinophyceae; Prorocentrales; Prorocentraceae. The record is from the annotation of a GenBank genome assembly.
GAGCGACGUGGUCGACGAGAUGCCGCAGGAUAUGGCGCCUCCCGUGGCCCCCGGCGCCCAGCAGCGGGGCCUCCGGGAGCUUCCGGACGCGCUGAGUGCGCGGAUCUUCACUCGUUCUCGCCUCGGAGCCGCCUCAGCUCGCUCCCUCGAGAGCUUGGGCGUGGAGUGUGCCCCGGAGCAGCUCGCGUCCGUCCUCGCGUUCAGGGAGAAGGAGCCCUCCAUCCGGGGUGGAGAAUGCUGCUGCUGCCCAGGCUGUGGCGUCAGCGUCGAGGCCGAGAUGGAGACGGAGGAGGCCAUGUCCGUGGUCGGGCAGCUGCUGAUCUUCGGAGCCCGUCGCUCCUCCGCCGACUCGUGGAUCAGCAACGCUGCGGCGGCCUUGGCGCCUGCGCGUGCGGUCUGCUCGGGCGCGGAGUCGGAGACGGCUGCUGGCUCUGGAGCGGCGGCGGCUG